Thalassophryne amazonica is the source of this 2198-nucleotide messenger RNA. It is a transcript of the gene cfap99, whose product is annotated as cilia and flagella associated protein 99. The coding region runs from base 165 to 2126 and encodes 653 amino acids. The record is from RefSeq and is a predicted model, not a curated record. The transcript is spliced from 15 exons. NCBI's taxonomy places the organism in Eukaryota, Metazoa, Chordata, Actinopteri, Batrachoidiformes, Batrachoididae.
ACGACAGGGGGUUGCUAUGCAACGGCUGAUGUGGCAACGCCUGGAGCUGAAAACAAAACCUCUCCGAUAGUUUUCAGGUGAAAUAUUCUCUGAAUCGACAAAUAUUGUUAGUAAAUUUUCUCCCCCGUCACCAUUACUUAUCACUCUCCUCGGGUUUAUUUAAGAUGGCGUCAAAUCACGGGUUACUUUUUAAGGAAGCCGUUGUGCUGUUUGACAAAUUCAGUGUUAGCAAACAGGUUUUGGAUGAUUUCUUAGAAGAUGCCUCAAAGGACCUGCAGAACAUGACUAAUACAGAUAAGCAGUUCAUUCUUGAUGUUGUUUCUGGAUGUAUUGAGCACAAAAAGUUACUGGACGCAGUCAUUGAACUCUUCUAUGCCCAGAAUAGGAAGUACUUAUCCAGAUGUAAUCGCAGCCAGUUUGUCAUUAUCUGCUACUUCACCACAUUCCUGCUUGAUGAACUUGGACUUCAGUGUUUUAGUAACAUUGUGAAAUCCCUGGACAUCAAGAAGAUGCAUGCAUUCCUGAGUUUCUUCUUCACAUACCUCACCACAUGGAUACAAGAUAAGUGGAGCAGCAUCUAUGAUGUUGCCUUUGUGCAGAAACAGUGGAUUGAGCCUCUGCUCAGGUGGCGCCCUGAUAUUAAUAGUCUCAUUGACCAGCUUGCUGCAAAAAUAUCCAGUGAAGCCCAAGUCAAGAAAUUUCCAGUUACCACCACCAAGCCUCAGGAGUUUUCGCUUACAAAACCUAAACCUCUACCCCUGCCCAUGCCUGAGCUCAUGCCCCAGCAGGAAAAGCACAAACCGGUACCAGAUACCACCUACAAGGCUCCAAAGGAGAUAGAAAUGAUAAAGGUGCUCAAACAAAGAAACCGUCAAAAGACUGAGGAGCUGCUGUACGAGGCCAACAUGAAACCGUUUCAAUGUGUAAAUCAGCAGACGUCUGAACACACAAGGAAAGCAAUAGCCCAGAUUAAGAAAGAUUUGGAUUCAAAGCUCAGGUUCACUUCAUUCCGUUCCUCUGGUCUUCCUCCUACUCACAAGACAAACAAUUGGCCCAUAAAGUUGAACAGUGCAGCUAUCCUGAGACAGGGGGCAUUUUAUGAUCGCAAGGUGGAGGAGGAGCUUCAAAGAAUUGAGAAUCUGGUAGAAGGGGCACUUGAGCCCUCACCUUUCCUACAGUGGCGGAAGGAGAUGCAUGAGAAGGAUCUUCAAGAGGAGUUGGCCAAGAUUGAGCGCAGGCGUCUGGAAGGACGUAUCAGUUAUGAAGAGGCUGCUAUGGCCCGCACACAUAUUAUGGAACGCAACCAAAAGGCAGCACAACUCAAGAGGGAAGAGACGGAGCAGCUGAUGAGAAGAUAUGCUGAGAAAAGGCUGCAGGAGGACAGAGAAAUGAGAAACUUGGUACAACAAGUAGCUGAAGGUCACAAAAACUCAAAGGAAGCAAAAAUCAAGUUGCAAAAACUGAAGCAAACUAUAGUGAAAGAGGUCUCAGAACACAAUCAAAAGCUUCUUCGUCAAGCACUGGAGGAGGCACAGGCAGAGCUAAGCAGAAAAUAUGAAAUCAUUCAUGAAAUCCACGCCAUUGAAUCAGUUCCUCACAUGAGAGUCAAGUAUUUUGAUGACACAGAGACAGAAGGCCACGGGCUGCUGGUGGAGAUGUCCCUUGCUGAGCUGAAGGAGCGAUUAGCCCUUCUGAAGGAACGGCAGCAAAGUAAACAGCGGGACAGGCGGAAGCAAAUCCUGGAUGAGAAACAGAGGAAGAAGCAAUAUUUGUUGGAGCAAAUGGACACUAUAAACUUCAGCAGGAAUGCACUGGCUGCCACUAUAAGGAAAGAGGAGAGGAAAGCCAGACUGGAUUUUAAGCAAGAGGUGGUGACUCACGAUGAGACAAUUUUGGCUCUGAGGAAAAAGCUUCAGGAGAAACAGCAAGAACGCCAAAGCCUGAAGCAAAGUGAACACGCCAAAUUCAAAACUCCUGAACCGGCAGCAGCGCACCCAAGUGAGACCUUUAAUCAGCAAAGUUUGACGAAGAAAAGCUGGUUGGAUUUGGAACAGUGCUUAGAACGAGAUCUACAGAAAUUAUCAGAGGAAAAGGCUCAAGAGUCUUCAUGUUAUGAAUUAUUAUAAUUAUAUUACCUCCACUAACUGACAGAGGGUGGAUGGCCUGAUUCCUUUUAAAUUACAUAAUUGAAUCAUCAA